Messenger RNA from Capsaspora owczarzaki ATCC 30864, 333 nucleotides. RefSeq lists its product as hypothetical. The transcript has 2 exons. Lineage: Eukaryota; Filasterea; Ministeriida; Capsasporidae. The coding region runs from base 1 to 333 and encodes 110 amino acids. The record is from RefSeq and is a predicted model, not a curated record.
AUGUCGGACGAGUUCGACGAGCAAAACUCCACAGCACAGCCGUUCAAAGCCAAGACCUUCUUUCAUCGUCUCAUCCCUCCGCCCGGUGAUGGUAUGAAUGUCCAAAUCGGUGACUACGUGGGCCAGACGAUACCAACCUCCUCGACCAGGAUCGACCGACCCGUCCUGGGAGCUCUCUACACCCACCCAACCUGCCCGCGUCAUGGCAAAGUGCCUCGUCAAUUGGUAUCCUUUGUCUAUACCGUCCAAUGCAUUGCGAGUGUCAAGGAUGGAUCGCGGCAGUGUCGCAACCGCACGUCUCACACGUCAAAGCGCUGCCAUGUGCACCGUUAA